Mandrillus leucophaeus (drill) is the source of this 915-nucleotide messenger RNA. RefSeq names its product phospholipase A2 inhibitor and LY6/PLAUR domain containing (gene PINLYP). The coding region runs from base 125 to 823 and encodes 232 amino acids. NCBI's taxonomy places the organism in Eukaryota, Metazoa, Chordata, Mammalia, Primates, Cercopithecidae. Gene Ontology annotation, cellular component: extracellular region. Gene Ontology annotation, molecular function: phospholipase inhibitor activity. The transcript is spliced from 6 exons. The record is from RefSeq and is a predicted model, not a curated record.
GGAGAAGGAAAGAGAGAGAAGGAGAGGGCAUCCCAGUUCUUGCAGCCACUGGGAAUCAAGUGACCCAACUCCGUCUUGGUCUUCAAGCAAACAAACAAACAAAAAUGGGCUGUGGGAAGGGUGAAUGUGGGUACGGACCCGCCCUUCCUCAGCUUCCUAUAAAAGCUGGGGACUAGGAACUGCCGAUACACACACCAUGAGGCCCUCCAGGAGACAAGGGACCCUUCUGCUGGCCUUCGUGCUGCUCUGCACUCUCCUGGGUCUUGGGUGCCCACUGCGCUGCGAAAUAUGUAAGGCGCCCGGGAGCAGGUGCCAUGGCCAAAUGAGGACCUGCAGCAGCGACAAGGACACAUGUGUGCUCCUGGUGGGGAAGGCUACUUCAAAGGGCAAGGAGUGGGUGCACACCUACAAGGGCUGCAUGAGGUCCCAGGACUGCUACUCCGGCGUUGUAUCCACCACCAUGGGCCCCAAGGACUACAUGGUAACCAGAUCCUUCUGCUGCCAGAGCGACGGCUGCAACAGUGCCUUUUUGUCCGUUCCCUUGACCGAUCGUACUGAGAAUGGCCUGAUGUGCCCCGCCUGCACUGCAACCUUUAGGGACAAAUGCAUGGGGCCCAUGACCCGCUGUACUGGCCAGGAAAACCGCUGCGUCUCCUUAUCUGGACACGUGCAGGCUGGUAUCUUCAAACCCAGAUUUGCCAUGCGGGGCUGUGCUACAGAGAGUAUGUGCUUCACCAAGCCUGGUGCUGAACUGCCCACAGGCACCCAUGUCCUCUUCCUCCACCAUACAGAGUGCACUCACUCCCCCUGGAAAGCUAUCUGAACCGAGGAAGAUAUACGUGGUGUGAAGUCCCCAUUUGUCCUCAGCCUGUAAGUCCCCGUGUGCCUAUAAAAAAGUUAAUAGAGCAAGCCUGA